This is a messenger RNA of Amoebophrya sp. A25, 1086 nucleotides long. The record is from the annotation of a GenBank genome assembly. NCBI's taxonomy places the organism in Eukaryota, Dinophyceae, Syndiniales, Amoebophryaceae.
CUUAAACCAUAGUACAAAGAGCAAGGGCGCGGGGUGUAGUAGAGUUGUCAGUAGCGUCGGGGUCAGUAGCGGUGUCGUUAGUGAAGAUGGCAGUAAAAGCAGACAUAAUAAGAACAAACUCUUGUUUUGCAAGAGUCGCACGGCAGCGAGGUGGAGCGAUCAUCUUUUUGUCAUGUCAGAGGAAGGAAUUGAACCGGCAGAAAUCGAUAUCGAUGGAUGCGUACCUUUAAAGAAUAGAUCCAACGUGAAGAUGUUGUCUGCAACGAGGCGAAAGGACAAAAAUGCUGAUAGUUCUACUACUCUCCAAGCCCUCCAAGACAGUCGUGACAGUGACAGUGCUCGUGAAAAAGUUUUUCGGAUCUUAGAGCGAGUGGCACAAGGGGGAUAUCGAACUGGCGGGAACAUCAUCAAUAAUAUCAAGGGCAUCGACCACAGUACGAUGGAAGAACAGCAGAUGCAGCUUGGUAGGAAAAACAUUGGUAACACAGUCGCAGAACAAAGAAGAGUAGAGAAGAGUGGUGGAGAAGCUCCUUCUAGUGGUGGCGCUGCAGCUGCCACUCUAUUAGAGUUAGGAACUUCGAUAGCUUCCGUAACCGCAGUGAGGCUGGCAUCAGCGGCCGCAGGUGCGUUCAAUAUGCAGCGACAAGGGAGCACUUUCUUCAUGCGAGGACCGGAGCACCCAUUUGAAGAUUUCGAGUUGGAUUUGCUUCCUCUCUUGUUCAACUUCUACGCCCAGGCAGGGUUAUUCAGGACGCAGCUAGUCUUAAGGCUUGGACGUUUGCCUAUGAUCGUCUGAGAGCAUAGAGUCUACGACCUCUUUUUGAAGGGGAAAGCCUCCGAGGGGAAAGGGGAUAGAUAUGCGACCUCUAAUAGUUCAUUUCUUACGCCGUUUUCACAAUUUUCAGAAAUCUCUCGGAGGAGCAGGAGAAGAGCAGCACAAGAGCGCCCUUGUUCGGGGGAAUAGUUUGACGACCGGACUUCCGAAGUCUCUGUCGGGCGGGAAAACUUCGUCCACUUGUCGUGGAUCAUCACUUAAAAAUAGUUGUCGUGGAGGAGGUGUUGUAGAGGAUACUAGCCAUAGAAGCC